AUGGCCAGUACAGCCAUGGCUAGGGGUAGGAAAAACCCUACCAGCUCUAUCCCAUCCAAAAGUAACCAUAUGGAUACUGAAAGCGACGAACAGGAGUACACCGCACUCAGCCGGAAGCUACAAAGCAAAGUAGAAGCACUGAAAAUAAUGCGCUAUGAGCUGGAGAAAUGUCGUACGGAGCGUGACCAGUUCAAGCUGAUGGCCGAAACGAUACAGCUACGGUACUCGGCCAUCAAGAACAGUCUAAACGCACCCGACUUUCAAGCGGCCGGUUUCGGCAACAGUUCGGCCGUUAGUCUGCUGGUUAAGCAAACACGGGAACGAAACGAAGCACUCACAACCGAGGUAGAAUCGCUCAAGCAGCGUCUGUACGAUCUCGAGGGUGAUAUCAAGGUGGUUCGAGCGAGAAACGUCGAGCUGCAGGACACAUGCACCAAGCUGCGGGCUACCAACGAUUCACUCCUAACAACCAACGGCGAUAAAACGUGGCAGGCCGAAAAGUCGCAACUCAUCGCCCAGCUCGAACAACUGCGAAAGCGCAAUGCCCAGCUUCAGUACGACUUUCGAUCUCUGCUGGACGAAAAGGAGGAAACCGUGACGGAACGAGACGCCUUCAAAUGUAAAGCCCACCGAUUAAACCACGAACUGAACGUUGCCCUCAGAGGCACCGGCGGAACCUCUCAGACCCUGCUGGAUAUUGAUGGGCUGAUAUUGGAGAACAAAUAUCAAACUGAAAAGAUCGCCAAUAUCGAAAACGAGCUCAGUCUCGCACGGCAAGCGGCCAGCAAAUAUAAGUCGAUGCUGGAAACGAACCGGAAGAAAGGCAUUAUAAAGCUUGGCACUAACAACAAUAACAAAACGAUCAUGUCCCAUUCACAAGUAAAGCACCUGCUCGAGAAUGGAACCGUUGAUGAGCUCCCGCUUAAAGCGGCCACCAUUUCCGAUCUGAAAUCACUCUGUCUAGCGCUGCUAGACAAUGUGAACGAUAAAAGUCUCGCCCUCUCACACCAAAAGAAAACAAAUAAGUUACUAGCUACUAAAAUUGCUGAACUAGAGCGUCACAUUAAAACGCUAGCCGGAUGUGAUGAGCGAACCACCAUAGCGAGCCUAUCGCCUUCACAGUAUCUACUGAACGGGUACAGUUCGGCUACAGUUGAUCAGGACCAAGAUGGUGAUAUUAUCGUCCGACACAGUAACGAAACGUCUGAACCGACACUAGAACCGAACGGACCCCUGGAGGGUAACAGUUCUAGCGGUCCUUCACAUAGCGGACAGCGCACGGAACCACUGUCAUCGAGCUCGAACAAAAGUUGCGUGCUGAGUUGUUCCGAUGACGAUGAGGACGAUGUUGCUGGACGCUGUACGGGCGAUAGUGCGACAACAAACACCUCCAAUACGGAAGAACUGCAGGCUGCGAUUGCGCAACUGGUGGCAUCUGUCGAACGUGAUCUUAAAACGGAUGAACAGUUACCUCAACUGCCGGAUGAUAUUGCGGCGUUAAUCGAACAGUUCAAGGAAACAGCUGGCGAAAAUCUAUCCUAA
Anopheles marshallii is the source of this 1542-nucleotide messenger RNA. Its product is annotated as coiled-coil domain-containing protein 149. The record is from RefSeq and is a predicted model, not a curated record. The transcript is spliced from 5 exons. NCBI's taxonomy places the organism in Eukaryota, Metazoa, Arthropoda, Insecta, Diptera, Culicidae. Bases 1 to 1542 code for a protein of 513 amino acids.